This is a messenger RNA of Plectropomus leopardus (leopard coralgrouper), 5592 nucleotides long. Lineage: Eukaryota; Metazoa; Chordata; Actinopteri; Perciformes; Serranidae. The record is from RefSeq and is a predicted model, not a curated record.
CGGAACGGAUUCUGAACAAGGUCCAGACCAUGGCCGGAUGUACAGCGCCAAAGCCAGUACCAUGAAGGUCCCACUGCAUCAGAAACGAGCCGGCACCAUGCAGAACCAAUCGUGGAGCUCAAUGUCUGGACACUCAACUCAGACCCAAACUGAGAGCAAGACACAGACCUCAAAUAAGUCCCGGACGGAAGUCAGUCAAUCUAACGUCCACUCAGAGACCAAAUACAGAACCCAAACUCAUGCCGAGACCAAAGUUCAGAGACAGACCACAACACAAACUAGGCAACAAUCGCAGAUACAAACUAAAAACCAAAUGUGGAGCCAGACCCAGUACCAAAGCCAGAACCAGACCAGGACUUACAGCCAGGAUCGGACCCAAACCACAAGCCAGGAGGACCAAAGAGCCCAGGAGGAGAAAACGAUAAAGAGAGCAGAGAGCCUGACAAACGAUUUCCGGGAGACGGCGGUUGCUCCCUGUGAGCCUCUGCUGUUCGGUCACAUGUUUGUCAGAGAGCAGCUGACGCCGGAUUGUCACCAUCAGACCAACGGAUUCACCCUCUCCAGGCCCAGGGACUUCAUCUCUGCCGUGACCAAAGAACGAGACUCCCAGAGCUCCACCGCACCUGGGGAUCCUCCACUCGCCUCGCUCGGAGACGCGUCAGCCGUUCGGGUCGAGGCGAGCAGCUACGACCCCCGACGCCCCUCCGCCGACCCGUCGCAGACUUCAUCCAGACGUCAGAGCUCCGGUUUGUGCUGCUCUUCCAGUUACAGCCGCUCGACGCCAAUCGUGAACGGGGAGGUUUAUUCGAGUCCUGAAGAGGCCGAGAAAAGAGAGAGGUCGGAGCUGGGUGGCAGACGCCCUGUUUACUCAGUCAGAGAGGACUCGACAUGUGUAAACAUCACUAACCAGCCAGCAAACUCUGAGCCAAACAUCUCUGCUCCCAGCAUACCACAGUGGGACAUGUCCAAAGAUGGACAUGUGCAGGACAAACAGGAUUUGCCCGCUGCCCAAGAUAAACAUGCACCAGAAUGUGGCAUUUUAAGCACAGAUGUGACGAGCGCUCCUGCAGGGCCUGGAUACCUGAUCCGCACAGGAGUCACGGAUGGAGAGGCAUCCCCGGGAGAGCUGGUCCUGAUUAUAGCAUCCGCACACGCUCAGGCCCCGACAGAGCACCACAGAUCCACGGGGCCGGACCUCAGAGAGCAGGCCCAGAGGGAAACGCCUCACCUGGUGGAGGGAGGCGCCACCACCGGGGGGGUCUCUGUGGCGUCAAAGAAAGAUGAAAGCGAGCAGACGACAUUCAGCGAUUCACCUCAAACCCAGAUGAUUCUACAAGGUUCAGCAGUGGUUUUUACAGAAGACACAUCUCAUUGCAGGUCCCCCGGAGACCUGCUCACUCCACUGCACCCCUCACAGGUCUCCAGUCGUACAGAAACCCCAGAGGAUCACCAAGCACCGAGUCCGUGGUCAUCGCUUCAAACUUCAGAGUCAAAUCUGGCCCGACCACGUCCUGCGUCAGUGCAGUCUGUAGACUGUCUGCCGACGUUCACCAGCCAGAGGCCGCAGCACCUUCCGUCUGCUAUCAGCAAACAGGCUCCGCCUAACUCCAGGUCCAGGGAACCAGACCAGCAGGACUCACGAUGCCCCAACAGUCCACCAUUUUCCAGCCUCCCUCCAGGCAGCCGCCCAUCUUCCAGACCCUCCAGCCUGAUGGAGAGAACAAACCCAGCCUUUGGCACCGCCGGCGAGGACGCAGAGCUCCCCACGGCCCCUUCGGCCUUCAGACCCAGCCUCAGGCACCGCUCCCCUUCCCCUGUCAAAGCUCUCCCUUCCUCCUCGGUCCGAGCGCCUCCCUGCUCCUCACCGUUCAGGGUCGUUCCAGCAUCUUCUCCCACCACUGUAUCUGCGGAGGAUACCUCCCUGAACACUGUGUCCAGGGCUCCUCCUUGUUUUUCUUCCACUCCUUCCUCUGUGAGGGGUACCUCAGUGCAAGCUCCUCCUGCUUUUUCUUCUUCACCUUUCCCUGCUUUCACUCCGUCCUCCUCCUCCUCUGGGAGGUCUUCAUCCAUAAGAGCAGGUCCUCCUUCCUCCCCUACGCUGCCUUCCUCUGUCCGCUCUCCCCCGUGCUCCUCCCCCAUCGCUUCCUCCUCUGCUUUCACCAGAUCUUUAGCUGCCUCCUGUAUUAGCCAGUCCAUCAGUCAGAGUAUGGCGAAAAAGAACAACGCCCUGCAACAACCCGUAAACGCAGUGAACCAAAGCCCCUCCUCCACACCUUCUUUACCCUCCUCUCAUCUACGACAGCGCUCCCCUUCACCUAAACUCCCUCCCAGUCAGCAGGGCUCCGGCACGCCUGCGUAUGCUCAGCUAGGAUGCGCUAAAGACGGGUACCAGCAUCCAAGGGGUCCGUCGUCCUCCCCGUGGUCCUCUUGCCCUUCGCCGUCUCUCAUGCAGUCUCCAACUCUUUCCCAGCGCUCCCCUUCCCCAUCUAUGAUUCUGCCGCAUUCCUCCCCUUCCCCUCGUCCCUCGUUCCUUCACUCCAAAUCUGACUCAUCACAGAAUGCAAACAACAACAACAACAAUAAUAACACCAUGCAUAAUCACGCCAUCAGUAAUGGCUGUUGGUCAGUUGGUCCACAGAACGCGCCACUUGCUAAUGGUAACGCCACAGUAAUGCAACAAACCCACGAUCCUCUCUGGACGGGGUCGCACAACCGUGUAGCUCGGCCUUUUUCUGCAUCCGAGCCAAGCUCACGAGUUCAGUCGCCGUCUCCCUCUCCAACUCCCACUUCGUUUACUCGCCUCUGCUCCCCACCUCCUCAACAUAAUUACUCCUCACCCAUGGCGAACAAACCACCCCAUCCUCGGAGCACUCGGGUUGGAGGUGCGAGCUCCCAUAACCCACUAGGUCUCACUCUGGAGCUACCUAAGACCUCUUCUGUGCAGUCUUACUUAAGCCCUCAGAUCCUCUCCCCGCCUCCUAUUGGCGUGUCUGUGAACGUUUGGACGAAUAACGUUGCGGCGCCUCAACCUAGAAACCCGAGACAAGCUUCUUCCUCUGCUUCUCCUUCCUUUUCUUCCUCAACUGGCUCACCAACAUUGGAGAACGCCACUUCCUCUUCUUUUUUGCGGAGUUCCAGGGCGUCCUCUCCUUCUGCAUCCUCCCAAGCUACCCUCCGCAGGUCUUUCUCCUCCAACCUGGCAGACAGACCCCCUAGUCCUGUCCGAACCCCUAGCGGGCUGCGCCGCUCUUGGGUUGAAAGCAACCGCAGGUCUCUUGGUUUUAGUGGUCGAGCGUCUUUUGACCAGCAGGAGUCGUGUCCAACCAGUCCGAGGAGUGGGUGGUCCUCGUACUGCAGCUCGCCGUCCUGCCUCAGCCCUCGCGCUGGAAUUCAAUCCCCACUGUCACCCAGCAGGCUUACCCCAGGGAAGGGCAGCGCUGGUGGGCAACAUUUCACCAGCGUCCCCUGGCCAGAUGUGCGAGAGCUUUCAAACAAAUACAACGGAACUGACAGCCUUGAUGCAAGUACUGCUUCUACGAUCAUCACCUCCUCUCCUUCUCCUCUGUCCUCGCUGUCCCACACGCUCCUCUCCUCUCCUGUUUCAUCACACGGCCAGACAGAGUGGGGAGACCUGGAGUUAGAGGAGGGUAACUGUCGCAGCCAGCUGAUCUGCGCCUACGUUGCCCGGCCCUCAUGUGAACAAAACCUCUCGUCUUCAUGCAUGGUUCUCUCCUCCUCGGGCGUCGCCUCCCCUCCACCUGCCCCCUUCCAAAACCACAACUACCAAUCCACACCACCUCCUGUACCCACAGUCCCUUCUCCAUUGCCUUCAUCAUCACCGCUACCUUUUGCCCUUUCAUCUCCGACCAAACAAGGCAACCAGAAGACCAGUUACGCCACCACGGUCAACCUCCAGAUCGCUGGAAGUGGCCGCAUUACUUCCUUCAGCACCGCCCAAGUCAGCCUGACUCAAACCCUGCAGGGUGGAUCCGGAGGACCAGGACAGGGACAAAUGACGAGAAGAGUAAGCAUCAACGGACUUUCACACCUUCCUCCCCCUCUUUCUCAGAACUGUCACAGACUGUGAACUAAAAAAGGCACCUUUCUUUCUUUGGAUUACAAGACAAGAAGGGCCCAAAAAAGGCAGGUAAAGGAAAGAACAAGACAUCAGUGAGGUGCACUUGUGCAUUUAUCCAAAUUAAGCACCAGAACUUGUGGCUUCAAUAGUCUAGUCAGCGGCCAGACCUCCAGAGCUUUUCCCCGGUUUAUCGUGAACCUUUUUUAACUCCAUGAGUCCGCCACGCUGAAAAUAGCAGAUAGCAAAGGAUUGGGUACUUCAGUUUAGGGAUGAGUUCACCUCUGAGGGAAAUAAUGAAUGUUUUCAUCCAUAUUCCACACUGAUCCUCUCCGUGUGGUGGGAUCAGAUGUAACGCGGACUAUGCUUCAAAUCUUCCGAACAGAUGACCUUCCACGAGUGGAAAUCCUACCUGCACGCAUUUUUCAACCCGGGCCUAUGACUUUGAAUGGAUGCUAACACGAUUGCUUUUUGUAAAAAAAAAAAAAAAAAAAAAAAAAGUUAAGAAAUAUAUGUUGCCGUCGAUGAAAAUGAAUCACUUCACUGUGAUCGUGCUGGAUGAGCACUCAAAUCGCUGAAUGUCCACCGCUGGAUGUGAUGUAGUAAAAAAAUUGGAUUACACGCCUGGUUUCGCAGCGUCGAGCAGUCAGACGUCGGUUUCUUGUUCAGUUCUCCCGUCUGAACAGCUCUGGACUCUUACUGUGGAUGUGACGACGUCUCGGAGGAACAACUCAUUUUACACUCGUAGGAAUAGAUGCCGAAAUUAGUAACUUUAAGCAUUUUUGCUAAACCUGCAAUAACAGACGAUUGAAGGUCAAGUGUCCAACCAGUGCUGUAUGCAAUCACAGUUACUUAAUGUAUUUUUUAAUUCUUCUUCUUUUCUAUUGUUGAUCAAACAUCAUUUAAGGCUAUUUGGGGCCAGUUUUUAAGGUUGGUGGUAACUGUGGAUAUUAAUAAUCUAUCUUUUAACCAUUAUUAUUCUUUUUUUAUUUUAUUUUAUUGUUUAUUUAUGAAGUUAGUCUUAUUCUCUUUGGCACUUAUUAUCCUUAAAGUAAUGAUGGUAUUUUGCACAGUGUCCUCAGCUCUUGGGUGCGUGAACCAAAUGUGUGUGAGAGAGAGUGUGUGAGUGUGUGUGUUUGUGUCUGAAAAUGACGCGUCUGGUAAGUUCUCCUUUAACUUCAGACCAGGCCAAUAUCUGUGUUUUUAAUGCUGUCUGUUCCCGUUUUGAUGUAUUCAGCUGGUUUAUCGACUGUACGCUCUCUCCUGUCGUUGCUGCCCUUCAGAAACCUUGAGCUCCAAAAGAAAAUUAGGUGAAAAAUGCUGCCUGAUGAAAUAUUAUUAACCCUUUGAAACCUGGAUGCACAUCAGUCAUCUUGUGUUCAAACCACACAAACUGUUUGAGCCUUUGAAACUUAAGUGUAUUGAUUUGAUGUCUUGAAGGGGUGACAAGAAAAUGACCUACGCAUUUUAAAAAAGAGGGGAGGAUUCUCAGAAAAUUAUCCCAAAAAAUAGGGAAA